UUGUCCUCGCGCGAGCGCCGUCCGCGGCCGGCGCCGGAAGCGCGCGAUGGGCGAGACCGUCUCCAAGAGGCUGAAGCUGCAGCUGGGAGGCGAGGCCGAGAUGGAGGAGCGGGCGUUCCCCAACCCCUUCGCGGACUACGAGCCCGCCGCCGCCGCACUCGCCUCCGCGGCGGCCGAGGGCACCGGCUGUGCUCGGCCGCCGCCCACCGCGGACGAGCCCAGCCUGCCCUUCCACCCCGACGGGAAGAUCAUUCAGAAUUUCACAAGACAAAUCCAGACCAAAAUCAAAGAUCUUCUACAGCAAAUGGAAGAAGGCUUGAAGACAGCUGAUCCCCAUGACUGUUCAGCAUACACUGGUUGGACAGGCAUAGCCCUUUUGUACUUGCAGUUGCACCGGGUCACCUGUGACCAGACCUAUCUGCUCCGAUCCCUGGAUUAUGUGAAGAGAACCCUUCGGAAUCUGAGCGGCCGCAGAGUCACUUUCCUCUGUGGAGACGCUGGGCCCCUUGCUGUAGGAGCGGUAGUUUAUCAUCGACUCAGAAGUGAUUGUGAGUCCCGGGAAUGUAUCACAAAACUUCUUCAGCUGCACAGAACUGUUGUGAGCCAGGACUCAGACCUUCCUGAUGAGCUGCUGUACGGGCGGGCUGGCUACCUGUAUGCCUUGCUGUACCUCAACACAGAGAUUGGCCCUGGCACUGUGUGUGAGUCAGCCAUUAAGGAGGUCGUCGAUGCUAUCAUUGAAUCAGGUAAGGCUUUGUCGAGGGAAGAAAGGAAAGCUGAGCGCUGUCCCCUGUUGUACCAGUGGCACAGGAAGCAGUAUGUUGGCGCAGCUCAUGGCAUGGCUGGAAUUUACUAUGUGUUGAUGCAGCCAACAGCAAAGGUAGACCAAGAAACAUUGAUGGAAAUGGUGAAACCUAGUAUUGAUUAUAUACGCCACAAAAAAUUCCGAUCUGGGAAUUACCCAUCAUCACUGAGCAAUGAGACGGAUCGACUCGUGCACUGGUGCCACGGAGCCCCAGGGGUGGUGCAUAUGCUGAUGCAGGCAUACAAGGUCUUUAAGGAGGAGAAGUACUUGAAGGAAGCCAUGGACUGCAGCGAUGUGAUCUGGCAACGGGGCUUGCUCCGGAAGGGCUAUGGGAUCUGCCAUGGGACUGCUGGAAAUGGCUACUGCUUCCUGUCCCUCUACCGCCUCACACAGGACAAAAAGUACCUCUACCGGGCCUGCAAGUUCGCAGAGUGGUGUCUGGACUAUGGAGCUCACGGGUGCCGCAUCCCUGACAGGCCCUACUCGCUCUUUGAAGGCAUGGCUGGUGCAGUUCACUUCCUCUCUGACAUCCUGGUGCCAGAAACAUCACGGUUUCCAGCCUUUGAACUUGGCUCUUCACAGAAGGAUGAAAAGGUACAAAAAGACACGUAAAAUACCAGCCUGCUUCAUGCCUGACCCAGAACCAGCUAUGAAUCUGGAAAGAAAGGACAAGAAGCAGAUACUUGGCACAUCCCCCUUCCUCACAGAGACCCUGUGUCAGAGCAUGACCAACGGAAACCCUGCCAUCCACGUCCUGUGUCCCCUCGCCAUGUGAAAAAUGAGUUCUCCACACCCAGACCGUGUGGUGUCUGCAUGUUUCUUCGUGUUUGCAGGUGUAGGUGGCUGUUAGUAUCCCCACAAGCUCGGAGCUGCAUCUACCCAGGAAUGGACAGAGUCGGCUCUCUUGCAUGUCAGAAAAUGCGGGGUGCAUGAGGGAAAGCAGAAGGCAGUGGAGAAUGUGAGGUGGGAGGCCUCUCUGCACGCGUGUCACCUUGUUUCUGAGGAGCCCCCACGGGCGCAAGCAGCUCCCAGAGCCGUGGUCUCGGUGCAGAGGUUCCUGGAGCCUUGGGUGCAGGCCCCUUGAACCCAGGCUGCUCUGGGGAACAACUCAAAGCUGGAGAGAGCAGCCCUACCACAAGGGAGCAGUAAGGUCAAGCAUGGCUGUCGUGGGCACUCACCAGGCACAGACUCAAGUUCCUCAGCACUGUGGCUUAUGGAUGCGAGGGAGGGGAGACCAAGGUCCAGCAAUUGGCGAGCACAGUUCACAUGGGUAAGUCAUCAGGUACAGACUUGGAUGGGCACUCUGGGGCAGAAUAAAUCACAAGCACUGGUAUGCACUGCAAACAGGCUUCACUGUUAUAGCCAAGAUGCCAGCAUGGGCUGUGGGUUAUCUGUGUCUCUCCUAAAAUGGCCAUUAAUCUGGAUUCUUGCACUCCCAGAAUUGUACAUGGAUUUCAGUUCUCGGGACACCAGCUCAAGCCUCAGUUGCCAAGGGACCAGCCUGGGAGUGGGUGAGGGCAGUAGAUGCGUUCAGUCUGGCCCUGCCAAAGCAGCUGCACCCAGAACUUUGAGUCCAGCAGAUCUACACAGCAGACUGUAAAAUGCUGGUUUUAUAGGACCCAUGGGGGCUGUUACAUUCAAAUGGAUCUCGGCAUAGAAAAGUUUCUCCAGCCCAGGCACCCUGGAACUCCUUACCAGCUCCAGAGACUGUCUACACCCUCCCUAACCCCAGGGGCUGUCUACACUGUCACCGCCCAGAUACCAUCUUAGUACUCAACAUCCUAAGUACUGUGUCACCUGGGUAUCCCUUUUACAAGGAGAAAGAAAACCACAGCAGAAGGAAGACCCCUAAGCUAUCACUGGACCUUCAUUGGGUACUGGCACCCUGACACAUGGCCUUGCUCUUUGAGUGACCCUGUGCCUCUAUUGCAGAUGCUUCUGCUUGUAAAAGUUGGUGGUUCCUUGUGGCUUUAGGGUUCAACUCCUAGAUCCUAAAGGCAAGCCAUGCACCUCACACAGGCUGGACUGUCCUCAGAGUGACACUUCAGCCAUCACAGCCCUCUUCGCAGGAAGUGAUAUGUCCUGUUCCCACUGUCCCAUUCUGUAUCUGAAGUGACAUGUUCAUUUCCAAAGGAAGCUGGUUGCCCCACAGCACAGCCCUUUGUGGCAGGGAGGAGGCCACUCCUGGAAUCCUUACUGGCCUGGUGACUUCAGGCCCAGGAGUCUGGGUGUUUACUGGCAUGCAUGCUUGAAGACUAAUUGUCAGUGUGACUACCCCAUGUAGAAGAGAACAUAUCUGAGAGUUUACAGACUCUGUGAACUCUGAAGCCACCUGUCCACCAGGUAGUGAGGCACCACCAUGCCACUUAGAUGCCAUGAAGGCAGCCCCAGGAUAGGAUGUGGGUGCCCUAUGGGGGCCUUCGGUCACUCCUGGAGUCUGACAUGCUGCUCUGUAGACCACAGAUAGGCACACUCACAACACUGACCACAACUGUUCCACUGUGCUUGAGGCCUUUGCCUCUGUGAUUAGAUAAAAUGUGGUUGAUGGCAACAGCCUGUGGCAUCUUGGUUUACCAUCAGUCUGCUGAUCCAGUGCUGGGCAACGGGCUCUCAGCUGAAACACUCAUUUAUGUUCCUGAGAGGGUCUUUUGCGCUCAGUUCUAGCAAGACAUCCCACCCUGGAUGGUGGUAAGGUUGCUGACCCUGUCCUGUGAUCAGAGAAGGACGGGCAGUCUGGAUGCCAGGCAUGCUCAUCAGAGCAUCCCGAGUCCCUGCCUGACCUGUUGCAUGCACCGGCCAGAGAGGCCUGUGCUUGGGGUCCCCAACACCUUGGGGAUCCUGUGUUGCAGUGAACACACCGUUUUUAGUUGAGGAAUGCAGUGUCACAUCUGUUGGAUGUGCUACAUUCACAAAAACAGUAAUCCAAAUGGAAGUCCAGGUCCCCAGCAUUGUUACAAAGACUUAAGGAGGCAGGGUGUAGAGUAAGGCCAUGCAUUUGUCUCCAGCUUUCCUCGAAGUUCCAGCUCCUAGGAGUGAAAAGGGGAUGGGUAUCAAUACAGGCAUGCAUGCUGGCAGGCUGUUCUGUGGGAGGUGGACAUGCCAGCUGCAGGUCCUAGCUGCUUCUAUACCACUGCCCUGGGAAGAGCCAGUGUCAGUCAUGGAAGAACAGGUGGUGGCAGUCCUAGUUGCUCAGCACACAGCCUGCCCUGUACUCCUGUCUAUGGAUCAGCUCAAGGCUUUGGGCUCAUUGUGGGACCACAGCCAGAUCCCCAAAACACCAGUGGCUGCAGGUAGUCCAGUCCACUUCAUACAUAGCACCACCAAUUUCCCAUGUGUGUUUGGGAGGCUGGAGCCCUCAUCCAGCACGUGAGGACCGAGCACUUAUAGUGUGUCAUGCAAAACUGGGAAGAGGGCAGAGACAGACCCAUUAGGUUCCUCUUGUGCCACAUGCACAUACACUAAUUCUGAGAGCAUGAGGCCUACUGGUGUGAAGAACUUUACCAUCCUACCACUAAACAUGGAACAAAAACCUGAGCUGCUUCCAGGUAGUUAUGGAGUCUCUGGAAGUGACCAUCAUCCACUGCAGGGGAGAUCAAAAUACGAACAACAGCCAUAUCACCAACGGAAAUACACUGGCAGAUGCAGCAGCAAAAAAAGGUAUUACUUGGGAGUUUUGGAACUGGCUUUAAACCUGGAUGUCUUGAGUCUUUAUAGGUGUAUGCACAUUGCUAAGAUGCAUGUUAAAUGCUAUGCAUCCUGAGUAUUCCACAUCAUCACCAAAUGCAUGUCCAGUGCUGUGUCAUGAUUUCCCCACAUGCAUUACCAACAUGCAUGUUAAUGCUGUGUCUCAUGAUCUUCUACACAUUCCUGUUACCUGGAAGAAUGCAAUGCAAUCCUGCCAGCCUUGAUCUCACCAACCAAAGACCCUCUGAAGAACUCGACCCUGGCAAGUGGCAAGAAUAUCACAAUGCCACUUGUUUUUCAAAUUGGCAAAACUACAUCCAAACUGAAUCAUUCAGUCAUGGCUCACUCCAUGCAUAAUGGCAACAAAGUUUGGUUAGCAAAUUAGAAUAUGUAAUGUCAAAAGCUCAAAAUGAAACAGAACACUUAAGAGGCAAAAUUAUGGCCUGUCACAAUGGUUUAAUGGCUAAAUCCUCACCUUGAAAAUGCUGAGAUCCCAUUUGAGUGGUGUCAGUUUGUGUCCCAGCUGUUCCAUUUCCCAUCCAGCUCCCUGCUUGAAGCCCAGGAAAGCAGUAGAGGACAGCCAUGCCCCCAUGUGGGACCUAGAAGCUUCUAACUUCAGAUCAGCUCAGGCUGUCAUAUCCAUUUGGGGAGUGAACCAGCGGGUGAAGAUCUUUUUACCUCUCCUCCUUUGUAAAUCUGAUCUGCCUUUCCAAUAAAAAGUGUUUUAAAAA
Ochotona curzoniae (black-lipped pika) is the source of this 5220-nucleotide messenger RNA. RefSeq names its product LanC like 2 (gene LANCL2). NCBI's taxonomy places the organism in Eukaryota, Metazoa, Chordata, Mammalia, Lagomorpha, Ochotonidae. Gene Ontology annotation, biological process: carbohydrate metabolic process; peptide modification. The record is from RefSeq and is a predicted model, not a curated record. Gene Ontology annotation, cellular component: plasma membrane. The coding region runs from base 47 to 1417 and encodes 456 amino acids. The transcript is spliced from 9 exons.